AAAGUUUUCAUCGAUUCCUCCUAUUUUUCCAACCCCCGCCAGCUAUUCUUUUGCUCGUUCCACCUUCUUUUUCUUUCUUCUUUCAUCUUUCACACCAAGCAAAGAUGUCAGACCCAAAAGCCGUCAUCAAGAGCGCCGAUAUGAGCGAAGAGAUGCAGCAAGAGGCUAUUGAAUGUAGCACUCAAGCCUUGGAAAAGUACAACAUUGAAAAAGAUAUUGCUGCACACAUUAAACGCGAAUUCGACAAGAAGUAUGGUCCUACCUGGCACUGCGUUGUGGGUCGUAACUUUGGCAGCUUUGUAACGCACGAAUCGAAGCAUUUUAUUUACUUUUAUCACGGUCAAAUCGCGAUUCUUCUUUUCAAGUCCGCAUAAAUAGGAUGCCUCUCCACUCCCUUCUAUUAUAACCGACACCAAUAAAAAAGAGAAAUACAGCAUAGCCAUCACAACAAUACGACAGUAAACCAUGGAAAAAAGAUAUGCAUGAAAAAAAAGCAGAGAAGAGCAAAAGGAAAUGCCAAAGUAAAAAGAAUGAAAAAGAAAUGAACAUAUAAAAAAAAAAAGCAGGAAAAGGCUCACAAUCACAAACUGGUGAUUUACGAGUGACUAGAAAAGCUCCAAAGUUAUCCGCUG
Messenger RNA from Radiomyces spectabilis, 632 nucleotides. RefSeq names its product dynein light chain 1, cytoplasmic. The coding region runs from base 105 to 374 and encodes 89 amino acids. Lineage: Eukaryota; Fungi; Mucoromycota; Mucoromycetes; Mucorales; Radiomycetaceae. The transcript is spliced from 4 exons. The record is from RefSeq and is a predicted model, not a curated record. Gene Ontology annotation, biological process: microtubule-based process; cilium assembly. Gene Ontology annotation, cellular component: cytoplasmic dynein complex. Gene Ontology annotation, molecular function: dynein light intermediate chain binding; dynein intermediate chain binding.